AUGCUGUAUUCAUCAAAUGAGACAUAUAUCCAAGCAGACGCAGAUUCAAAUACAUUCCAGCCGUUCAAGACGAUGAACUCGGUCAUAGCCCAGAGGCUCAACGAGGAACUGGAGUCAUUGCCCGAAGAUGCCGAAGCACCAAUCGCCCUGGUCGGCGCCUUGACUAAGAGUCUUUGCACUAUUAAUCGAAGAAGUCACCCAUCGGACACGUUGAAUGCAACAUCUCCCAACCCGUCCAAGCUUCCGACGCCAAGACUACUCGUAAUAUCUGUUUCGCCAGACCUCUCUGCAUCCUAUAUCCCAAUCAUGAACUCGAUAUUCUGCGCACAAAAGCUGAAACUAUCAAUAGACGUUUGCAAAAUCUUUGGCCCCGAUAAUACUACCUUUUUGUCACCUCCAGCAGUUCGUCGUUUGAUGGCAGUUCCGACUGAAGACAGGAUCGACCUACGAGCUGCGUGUUUCUGCCACAAGCAAAUUGUGGACAUUGGCUUCAUUUGCUCGAUCUGCCUAUCGAUAUUUUGCAAACCCACUCCCGUUUGCUCGACAUGCCGAGUCAAAUUCCCGAUCAAAACACUCCAACGGCUAAAGGAAGCGGUCAACCCGGUAUUACCUCCCAAUAUUCCAGCACCAAAGCUUCCAGCAGAAGCCCCGCCCGCCACCCCUCGCGUAAUGCCGCCAUUCUCCAUGCCGCACCCAGGCUUUAUGCCAGCAGGCCUGUUUACUCCCAAAAAGAUGAGCAAGAUCCCCAAGCCCGCUCCGCGUGUGCCACCUAGUAUGAAAUAA
Messenger RNA from Serendipita indica DSM 11827, 783 nucleotides. The record is from the annotation of a GenBank genome assembly. NCBI's taxonomy places the organism in Eukaryota, Fungi, Basidiomycota, Agaricomycetes, Sebacinales, Serendipitaceae.